AAAGAUUUUAUGUAACGUCAAAUUAACCAAACUUUAUUAGGAAAUCCACUAGACACUCGCUUUUUUGAAAAUAACUGUUGGAAACAGGAAGACCACCACCUUCACCUUUAUAAUCAAGAAACCUUGCUAGUACCAGCUAGAAUGCCGUACUUUCAAGCUUUUCUGAAUGAUAAUCCGAAAAAAGCUUUUGACUCCGUACAAUUAAGACUAAAAAGAGCAAAAGCAUUAAACCAUGAUAUUGCAACUUAUUUUCAGGAUCGUGUUAAGAUCGAAGAAGAUUAUGUUAAAGGACUUCAACGAUUAGCAACAAAAACAUUCGUUGAUAGAAAUAGUUUGGGUACCUUCGCAAAUGUAUGGGAUACUCUUUUCAAUGAACUCCAUGAGAUAAUUAAGAUCCAGACCCAUUUUAUUGACAAAAUAUCAGAGGAAGUAGAAGUUCCAUUACGUGGAAAAGCAACAACUGAUCCAGAAUGGUCAACAUUGAAAAACCAUGAAAGUAAUCUAGGUAAAUUAACACGGGACUAUGAAGAAAAAUUACAAAAAGUUAAUAAGCAUAUUACUAAAAGUAAGUCUAGCAAAAAGGCAGAUGGAAUUGAAACUAAACUUGCUGAAGCACAAAAAGCUUUAGAAGAAACAAAAGCUGAGUUACAAAAGAGUUGGUCAACAUAUCUUGAGAAAACCCAAGCUAUUGAUUUAACACGUUUGGUGAAUUUGAAAGAAACAUUGGCACGCUUUGAAACUAUACAAGAAGAUGUUUGUCAAAGACGUGUUGAGAUGGCUGAAAAAACUUUGGGAACAGUUGUGGAUUUUGAUAUUCAAAAAGAAAUUGAGGAUUUUUGUUCCAAGAAAGGGCUACUCGUUGAAGGAGGAUCUAUAGAUGAAUCAUCAUCAUCUACAGGUACCGUAAAUCAAUUAAAAUCUGCCUUUUCAAUUAAACGUAAAAGAACAAUUUCUCAAAAUUAUUCGGAAGCCACUUUCCAUCCUAAAAUAGAAUCUAUUGACUCUCACAGUGAUGGUUUGAGAAGCCCAUCAAGUGCCUCAUUCAAUAAUGAUACAUCAUCACACCAUGAAGUUUCAGUGCCAAAAGUAGUCGUGGAUUCAGAAGGUUACUCAAUACCUCCACCUGAACCUAAAUGGGAUAAUUUUUCCUCUUCAAAUGAAGAAAAUGAUUCAGAUGCACGAUCAGAGGCUGCGAGUUCAUCGGCUCAGGAUAAGAUGCGUGUUGAGAUUAAGCCAACUGUUGUCCCAGAAAAUGAAGAAGAAGCCGCUGCUGCUAUGUCACUUGUUAUGAAACAUCUCAAUUCAACACCUAAUGCAAAAAAAGGCACGCUUCGUGGUUUAAAAGAUCAAAGGAGAACUACUAUAAUGAGUGCAAAUGAUGAUGACACAAGUACUGCUAAUAGGAGCAGUUUAUUGAAUUCUUCACCAACUUCAUGUGAAUUCCCGGAGACUACCAGUCACCCGAGAGCUGCUUCUGGUUCAGAAACCCAAUCACAUGGAUUGCGGGCUUCAAUUUCCGAAACUGUAAACAUAAUAUCUAAGGAUGGUGAGAUUACGAAAAUACUUAUAACUGGUGAAAUAGGUAUACAAUAUAAUUCAACAAUACGAGAUAAUUCACAUCCAAUCAGGAUUAGAAUUAAGAAUUUUGAAACAUUAGUAAAAUCUGCACCCAAUACAUCAUAUCUUCAUCCUGUACCAGAUUAUGUGGAUCAAUAUGAAAUUAAUCCGGGAUUAUUAGGGGGAACUCCAGUAACUGUAAUGAAAUAUCAAGCACAUAUAGACCCAGAAAGCAAAGAUAAAUAUUUACCGCUUCAAGUGACCCCACAUUGGAAAUGUGAACCCAAUUUAACAUCAUUGGCUGUUUCAUAUCAAGUGAAUUCUGAGUGCAAACUCACUGGAAAACUCUCACAACUUUCCUUUAUAGUACCUGUUGACGGACAGGUUGGAAAUGUACAAUCUAAACCACUUGGAGUAUGGAGUGUAGAGAAGCAGAGUAUGUAUUGGCAAAUUGAUGACAUGGAUCUUUCUAUUCCCCCUGAGCGAAAAAGAAUUUUGGCACGUUUUGAAACAGAAAAAGCAUCUAAUCCGGCGCCUACUGCGGUUAGAUUUUUAUGUAAAGGACAAUUAUUAAGUGAUAUUUCUAUAGAAAUUGUUCCAUCUGCACAAAAUGGAAAUGGUAUAAAGGAACAAGAAAAUAACGAUAAUUCAGAGGAAUUUAAAAGUAAUUUUAAAUUCCAAGAAAUAUCAUGUCAAGUUUCUAGUGGUAAAUUUAUUGCUUUACCAUAAACUUGACAUGAUCGUAAGAGAGAUGUCGUUAUUUUUUUACAUUAUUGUUGUUUUUGUGAUAUUGUAUUUGUAUCGUUUUUACUCAUUAUAGACUCUUGCAUAGACACAUUAUUAUUUAUCAUACUUCAUUUAGGAUAAAAA
This is a messenger RNA of Rhizophagus irregularis DAOM 181602=DAOM 197198, 2427 nucleotides long. RefSeq lists its product as uncharacterized. Gene Ontology annotation, cellular component: plasma membrane; cell division site; cytoplasm. Gene Ontology annotation, biological process: septin cytoskeleton organization. The record is from RefSeq and is a predicted model, not a curated record. Lineage: Eukaryota; Fungi; Glomeromycota; Glomeromycetes; Glomerales; Glomeraceae.